GAAGUGUGCAUUAAGCAAUUUGGACCCAAAGAGUAGGUUCACUCCCACCGUUAAUAACAAGGUCCAGCGUUGAUCUCAUUCUGUAAAUCGUCAAAACGCGGGAAUUCCAGCCGUUUUUGUGAUAAUCAAACGACUUUGUUUGGUAUCUCUGUCCUGGGCUGCCGCCAUGCCUAUUGUUUAAGCGCUCUCUCUCUCUAAGAAUCAAAAACCUUGGCGGAAAAAAGGGGAAAAUGGGAACGAGAUCGAAUUUCUACAAGAAUCCUUCCCUCUCUUACAAGAAAGAUUUAAGUCUCUCAUCUGCUCUCCAAAACCUAAAAGCUUAUAAUAUCGCCACCGGCAAUGCUCCUCCUCUGGUCGAAGAAAAAUCUCAAGUCGACGAUAAAAGCGCGUGCAGGAAACGCUCGAGAGAGCGUGAGCCAUUGUCACAGCUGCCUCAUCGUAGCCGUGAAAUUGAAGACAAUGAUGGACCUAUGUCUCAUCAUGAUUACAUUCUAAAAAGAAGGAGAGAAGUUAGUUUAUCUCAGGGUUACGACGAACUGAGUGCUGAUAUUUUGCAAGCUUCGAAUUCGAGUGUAAAUUUGGUAGACUAUGAAAGUGAUGGAAGUGCUUCUUCCAACGAUAAAGAAACUCAGGAUCCUCCAGAUUCUGGUGAUGCAAAUGAAGUAGAUCAGGUUAAGAGCAGAAGUGAGCAACGAUUUCCUCUUCCGGGUGAACCUGUAUGUGUAGUUUGUGGUAGAUAUGGAGAAUAUAUAUGUGAUAAGACUGAUGAUGACAUUUGCAGCAUGGAGUGCAAAUCUGCUCUUCUGCAAAGCCUUCAAAUAACUGAGAAAUCUAUGAGCAAUCGGAAUCCAUCUCAGUCGUCAUCUGAUCUUACAUCUAUUUCUCAUUUGCCUGAGCUUGCGGAGGACACUUGGGAUUACAACAACCAUCGCUGGUCCCAAAGGGGAUCUAGUCUUUGUAGUUACAAAUGUUGGAAAUGCAAGAGGCCUGGACACCUUGCUGACGAUUGCUUGGUCACCACACCCGAGCAGGCAGUGUCGAAGCACAGCAAGCCCAUAGCCAGAGAUCUUCUUGAACUGUACAGAAGAUGCCAUCGCAUAGGUGAAAACUUAUCUCAUGCAAGCUGUAAUGCAUGCCGUGGCUCAAUUGGCCUAGCAACAUGCCUUGAUUGCAGCACUGUUGUCUGUGACAAUGAAGGUCAUUUGAAUGAACAUAUCCAUACCCAUCCAUCCCAUAAACAGUACUACUCACAUAAACUCAAGCGACUGGUGAAAUGCUGCAAGUCAACAUGCGAGGUGACUGACAUUAAUGAUCUUUUGAUUUGCCACUACUGCUUCGAUAAAGCAUUUGACAAAUUCUAUGAUAUGUAUACGGCAACUUGGAAAGGGGCUGGACUUUCAAUGAUUUGGGGUUCCAUUUGUUGUGAAGAUCACUUUGCUUGGCAUAGGAUGGACUGCUUAAAUGCUGAUAUCGAGGACCGAGCAUAUAUAAUUGGCAGAAAUACAGGGAAAGGGAAACAUGUACAGCUCAGUGACUUCAUUUUCUAACAGUGUUGAGAGGUAAAUAGCCUCUUAUUGGCAUAUUCCUCCCAAAUACAAUAUUUAUGGCAAAAGAGCUUUGGUUUUAAAUUUAUGAUUAGUUUGCCCGCAAAAAUGUACAUAAAUUUUGUAUGAUUCAGCCUUUUAAAGCAGUUGAUGAUUUUGUCUUCUGAUUUAUUUAUUUAUUUUAUUUUUUGGGAUCUUGAUUGCGAUUUGUUUGAACUCCAGUUUAGGCUGGACUGGGCUCGGGCCAGUCCAGAUAGAAGCGAUUUAGUUCUUUUUAAAAUAAAUGGAGCGAUUUAGUUUAUUUAUUAUUCAAAAGUAAA
Molecule: messenger RNA, 1864 nt
Organism: Gossypium arboreum
Lineage: Eukaryota; Viridiplantae; Streptophyta; Magnoliopsida; Malvales; Malvaceae
Exons: 15
Coding region: 231-1547 (438 amino acids)
Biological process (GO): chromatin remodeling
Cellular component (GO): Swr1 complex
Molecular function (GO): zinc ion binding; nucleic acid binding; nucleosome binding
Source: RefSeq, a predicted model, not a curated record